This is a messenger RNA of Zophobas morio, 716 nucleotides long. RefSeq lists its product as uncharacterized. The transcript is spliced from 4 exons. The coding region runs from base 142 to 705 and encodes 187 amino acids. The record is from RefSeq and is a predicted model, not a curated record. NCBI's taxonomy places the organism in Eukaryota, Metazoa, Arthropoda, Insecta, Coleoptera, Tenebrionidae.
GCCUCACCACUGCCUCCAGCUGGCACUUGGCUAUGCUAUUGACGGUGUUAUCGAGGGUGGUCAGCAUUUUGAUUGCAUGGGUGGUCGUAGCCGUAUCCACCAGGUCAGCGAGGGGCAUGAUGUUGGCCCCUCCCUUGCUGUAUGUGUUGGAGUGAUUGGAAAUCGGCCGUGAAAACGAAGGCCAAUAAACUGUUGAAAAAGCUACAACAGACAGGGGGUGCCGGGCCAUCUGAAGACGACGAUGGUUUGCAGGAACUGUCCCAAAUCGAAAAACGGGUUCUGCAAAUUAUCGGCCGAGACUUCAGUGGGGAUGGGAAAACCAAAGAACUCCCCAUCAUCCAGAUUCCACAACCAGUUGCAAGUCCCGACCCGGCUCCUGCAGAAUAUCCUGACAGUGACGGUGACGAUUAUCCUGUAGAAAUUCCACCACCCUUGCCACAACCUUCAACCAGCCAAGCUUCCACCAGCCAAACGUCCAAGAAGACUGCGACCCCACGUCGCGCGAUAAAACGGCGGGCCCUUUUUAAUUCUCAAGGAUGUGAAGAUAAUUUUUUAAAGCUCCUUCGAGAAGAACAAAGGGGCAAUGACCUUCGCGAGAGGCAAGCUGCAGCCCUCGAAAGGCAUGCUGAAGCUACCGAAAAAUUUGUAGCUGCAACGGAGCGCAUAUGUAGCAUGUUGGACGAAUUUUUGGAAGGAUUAAAUUAAAUUUCAAGUAA